UAUUUAUGUACACAAAUAAAAAUAAUAACAAAAGCAAUAUUUUCUUCUUUAUUUCUUUCUUUCUCUAGUAAAGAAGAGAAGAACUAAACCUGCUUUGUUCUGCUCUAUUCUGCUCUUUGUCUGUAAUAUUUAUCUCUCUUUAUCUUUUUUUUUUUCUCUCUUUGCUCUUUUUUCAUGGCUCUCCUAGCUUUUGCACCAGAGCCCACCGACUCCAAGAAACCCACUCAUCAAUCAAAACGCAAGAAGCGGCCCAAGCAGCAGCAACAACAAGCAAAGCAGCAUCAGCAGCAGCAGAAACCGACUUCUUCAUGGGACCAAAUCAAGAACCUCCUCACUUGUAAACAGAUCGAAGGGUCUCGAGUCCAUGACCCCUCCAAAAACGGCACCGUUGGCUACUCCAAGCUCGGCUCUUCAUGUGGCUCUAUUUGUAGCUUCAGAGACGUUGUUCAUGGCAACACUAGGGUUGUUCACCGAGCCGACAACUCGCCCGAGAAUAGCACGGUCGGACAGGAAACCGGGUUGCUGAGUCGGAAGGCCGUUAACGGUUCAUCAACUCGGUCGACGUCCGGGUCGGCGAGAUCCAACGGUGGCACUGGGUACACGUUAUCCUCUAGAGGAAUGCAAUUCCGGAAGCUGUCUGGUUGCUAUGAAUGUCACAUGAUCGUUGACCCAAGCAGGUAUCCGAUUAUUCCAAGGAGUACUAUUUCUGCUUGCUCUCAAUGCGGAGAGGUUUUUCCGAAGAUUGAGAGUCUGGAGCUUCACCAGGCAGUUCGCCAUGCCGUAUCGGAGCUGGGUCCGGAAGAUUCGGGUCGGAAUAUAGUAGAGAUAAUAUUCAAAUCGAGCUGGCUGAAGAAAGACAACCCGAUCUUUCAGAUCGAACGGAUCUUAAAGGUCCAAAACACGCAGCGGACGAUCCAACGGUUCGAGGACUGCCGUGACGCGGUGAAGACACGUGCACUGAACAGCACACGAAAGAACCCGAGGUGCGCGGCCGACGGGAACGAGCUGCUACGAUUCCACUGUUCCACGCUCACGUGCUCAUUGGGCUCACGUGGCGCGUCCAGCCUGUGCGGGUCAGUGCCGGGUUGCGGCGUGUGCACCAUCAUCCGGCACGGGUUCCAGGGCAAUAAGUCGGGUAGUAGUAGCAAUAAUAAUAAUAACAAUACUGCAGCGACUACCACUACUUCUAUUGCUACUCAGACUCAGGGCAGCGAGUCGGGCAAAGGAGUGUGGACCACAGCAAGCAGUGGUAGGGCCCACGACUCGCUGAGGUGUACGGACGGGCGUAGAGCUAUGCUUGUCUGCCGUGUCAUCGCGGGCAGGGUGAAGCGCUAUGCGGACGAUGCGCCGGCGGAGGAGGAUAGCGUGUCCCUCGGCUCCUCCUACGAUUCCGUUGCCGGUUACGCUGGGGUGUACUCGAAUCUUGAGGAGUUGAUUGUUUUUAAUCCAAGGGCUAUCCUUCCUUGUUUCGUAGUCAUCUACAAAGCUCUCGACUCCCCGUAAACGUCGUCGUUUUGAAUUUUUUGUUUUUAUAUUUAUUUUUAUUUCGAACGGUUAAACCAAAAGCCUCGCUGACCCGUUCCUCUCCCAAACCAAUGUACAUAAAUCUGCUUCCGUGGAUGUGGUGUUCUCUGUAUAACUGGUGUGACGACUGCGCUUCUUGACCGUUGGAUGAUGGAGGGCUUUAAUUAAUCGACGGUCAAGGAGCUGCAGUCGCGACAAUGUUAGCAAUAUUUUGUCGUUUCUAUAUUAUAUAUAUUGAUAUUAAUAAUAGUAGUUUAAUUGCA
Molecule: messenger RNA, 1787 nt
Organism: Humulus lupulus (European hop)
Lineage: Eukaryota; Viridiplantae; Streptophyta; Magnoliopsida; Rosales; Cannabaceae
Exons: 3
Coding region: 175-1503 (442 amino acids)
Source: RefSeq, a predicted model, not a curated record